Messenger RNA from Callorhinus ursinus (northern fur seal), 3492 nucleotides. RefSeq names its product suppressor of IKBKE 1 (gene SIKE1). The record is from RefSeq and is a predicted model, not a curated record. NCBI's taxonomy places the organism in Eukaryota, Metazoa, Chordata, Mammalia, Carnivora, Otariidae.
UUCAGGGAAGAUUCGGGUAGGUGAGCAGGGCUGGGGCUGUGGUCCUGGGCCACUAUGAGCUGCACCAUCGAGAAGAUCCUGACAGACGCCAAGACGUUGCUGGAACGGCUGCGGGAGCACGACGCGGCCGCAGAGUCGCUAGUGGAUCAGUCCGCCGCGCUGCACCGGCGAGUGGCCGCUAUGCGGGAGGCGGGGACGGCGCUUCCGGACCAGGUCGGGCAGAGGUAUCAAGAAGAUGCAUCCGAUAUAAAGGACAUGUCCAAAUUCAAACCUCACAUUCUGCUGUCCCAAGAGAAUACACAGAUUAGAGACUUGCAGCAGGAAAACAGAGAGCUAUGGGUUUCCUUGGAGGAACACCAGGAUGCUUUGGAACUCAUCAUGAGCAAGUACCGGAAGCAGAUGUUACAAUUAAUGGUUGCUAAAAAGGCCGUGGAUGCUGAACCAGUCCUGAAAGCUCACCAGUCUCACUCUGCAGAAAUUGAGAGUCAGAUUGACAGAAUAUGUGAAAUGGGAGAAGUGAUGAGGAAAGCAGUUCAGGUGGAUGAUGACCAAUUUUGUAAAAUUCAGGAAAAACUAGCCCAAUUAGAGCUUGAAAAUAAGGAACUUCGAGAAUUACUGUCCAUCAGCAGUGAGUCUCUUCAGUUCAGGAAGGAAGACUCAAUUGACACUGCUUCCCAAGCCAUCAAAUAACUCAGCUUCUGAAUGACAGCUGGAGAUUGUUUAUCAAGGAAGGAAGUUAUUAUCUUUCGAGUAUUGUCCAUCUAGUGUCUUGCCCCAGACUUGAUUUAGUGUUGAUUAAAGGUAUCAGGUGGCAGUUUAGAAUUCGCAGUCAAAUUGGCUGUCCACAAACGGUUUUUGGGUAUGUUCGUGAAAAUACUGAGUUUCACCAUUCCUUUCUCUAAGAGACUACUUUUAAUUUUCAGUUCUGGGACCUCAAUUUAUAUAAACUGUUAUCGGUUCCUUUUUGUUUCUUCACAUCUCUCAAACUUAGAUCCUUUUAUUAUAAGCCAGCAAUUUUAUUUUAUAUAGGAUUAUAAAUUACAAUUCUAAAAAAUUUUUAAGAGAUUAGCUUUUUAAAUCUAUUUGGCAUAAACCUAGAUUUUUUUUUUCCAUUUGAGAAAAGUAAUACAAUUCCACACAACUAGAUUGGCAGAUUCUCUGAUUUGUACUGUCAUUCACCUCCUUUGAAGUUUUAAGUCUCUCUGGUGCUAAGAGUUGGCACUUUAUGACCUGGUGUCUUUACUCUUAAUUUGAGAGAACCUACUGUUAGUCCCCAAGAAACAUACUUGAAAAUAAGUAACAGUAGGGUCAUCAUAUUGUUCAAAGAAUCCUGAGAAAUUUGUUCUGUGUGUGUACACAUACACAUGUAUUCUUAAUUCAAAUGCUGAAAGUAGCUGUUACUCUAUUAGAUAUUAGUAGUCAAUUUUUCAGUAUUGUCCUCCUUGGAAAACUUCAACUUGGAUGGUUUACUCCGUUGAAGAGCAUAUAAUGGGUUUAUUCACAUCAUAGUUUUUAGGUACUACAUUCUAUUUAAUUUAUAUAUAACUUCUAUUUUAUAGUUAAGAACCAUCACUUACUUGGAUGUCUUUCAUUACUAGUACUGAUAGUUCGCUUUCUUUUUAGAUCCAUUUUUCAUGAGGAAGCAAAGUUUUAUCACCUAAUGAGAGUUACCACAUUUGUUGUGCUGUGUAGACAACAAAGCAGUGUUGAGAUUCAAAUGCUGAGCCGUCAACUAGGCUCACUCAUCAAUUCACUUGCCUAUCUCAGUUUAGUCACAUGCCAAAUUCACAAAUUACUUCAUGUUAUACUAUCCAUUUAGGUUUGCCCAAAAAUAAUUGAAAUAAUGAAUCCUAAACCUGUCCAUAUUUUCCAGUAGCACUAAGCACCAUACUGCAGAGGAGAGACACAGUAUUAAAAAGAGUUUGUUGUUAGUGCUUUUGUGUGAUAUAAAAUUUCUUUUGUACUGCCAUAAAGAAGUAACUCCAGUUAAAACAAUAAAACCUCACUAAGAUAUCCUGAAAGCAUCUGAUCCCACUAAUACUGAAAGGACUUGGCCUAUAGUCAUGAUCUUUAAUGAUUAGGUAUAUGUCAUUUAAGAAACUCAAAUUUCUAUUCAAAGUCCUGCAUAGAAUUUGAAAAAUACUUCCACCCCCACUGUAGGCAUUUUUAUUUUGUUUCCCAACAGUAAGUAAAACUUAAGUCCAGCCAUUUGGCUUGAACUAUAUGCCCUAAGUGCCACUGUGUGUCCCACGGUUCCACUCAGGAAGCAGGUACCCCUACAUGAUAUGUCCGCUGCCAUGGCCAGUUUUCAGUAAAAAUGAUAAAAGUCAUUAAAUGGCCCAUUAAAGUAUGACAUGGUGUCUAUCUACCUUAUGUUCCUUUAAAGUUGUUUAUAAAGUUGUUCACAUCUCAGAUACCAGGAUAAAUUUAUGUUAACUUUUCCCCCUGGCAAAUCAAAAGCAUGAAGUUUGAGUGAAAGAGCUCUCAGUGCCCUACAAAAUGUAAAUUCUGGCUGGUGUUAAUACAAAUACAUAAUUUCUAAUAAAAACAUUUUAAGAGUAAUAGUUAAUUUUACUCAGUAAUGAAUCUACUUAUUAGGAAAUACAAAGGUUUAUUUUUCACAUAUAUAGCAACCUGUCAAGUAGGGCUUUUCAUAAGUAUUUUGUAAUUAGCAUAAGGUAGUCAUCAGUAUAACUACAAAUAGCUGUUUCUUAAAUGGUUUUAGAGAUUUCCUCAUGAUUAAAAAUCAAAAUUAUACAAUUACAACUCAUAUUAUAAAAUUAAAACUGAGUUUGGAAGUACCUUAAAAAAUACUUAAAGAUUAUCCACUUUUACCUUAAUAAUACUUUACCUUUUAUUUUGACUUAUAGUAAUACAUUAUGCAUAAUUUGAUUCAAACAUUGAAGGUCUAUUUCAGUGUUCCCCAAAAUGGUUUGCUGGCUACUGAAAUAGAAAUUUGGGAAUGGGAUCUAGCAAUUUGUAUUUUAAUAAUUGUCCCAGGUAACUUCUAAGGAUACUAGUUUGAGAAUGUCUAAUCUACUAUGUACCAGACACUUCAUUCAGGAUUAUGAAUAGAAAAAAGGUGGGGGAAAGGCCUUGACACUUUUUGAAGAAAAAUUUGGUAGCGAAGACAGACAUAUAAUUACAGUGCAGUGAUACAUCCAAUAUGAGGAUGUAUAGAAGGGGCUAUACGGAGGAGAAAGCUUGGUGCUUUCUAGUUAUCAUAUAAUCUCCAUUUCAACUGUACCUCAUUUUACACAUACUCAGGCACAAGGAGAUUAUGCUAUAUGUCUAAACUAGAACCAAGAUUCUAACCCAGAGAGACUCUUAAACAUAUUCUUAACCACUAAGUUAAGAUGCCUUUAAAUGCCAAAUACUGGUUGGAGUUCAAGUGGUUCUUGAUUAGCAAAAUGUUUUUAGUAGUAGUGCAAAAGAAAUAACCACAGCCCAUAUACUAGAAAAUACGAAUUCAAUAAAUGGAGUCAUAACUAA